Molecule: messenger RNA, 1017 nt
Organism: Diospyros lotus (date-plum)
Lineage: Eukaryota; Viridiplantae; Streptophyta; Magnoliopsida; Ericales; Ebenaceae
Product: gamma-glutamyl peptidase 5-like
Exons: 3
Coding region: 197-955 (252 amino acids)
Cellular component (GO): cytosol
Source: RefSeq, a predicted model, not a curated record
CUUGCCGUGUCAUCAACUUCACUUCCCUAACCCUUGAGAGAGGAGAAGGAGAAGGCCAGGCCUUUGAGGAAGACAAAACCUAGCUUCUCUCUCCCUCUCUCUCUCUGGCUCUCGCUCUCUGGAACUCACUCUAGAGAGAGAAGAGAAACAGACCAUUCCAUUGAGAGAGAGAGAGAGAGAGAGAGAGAGAGAGAGAAUGGGCAGUGGGAAGAGAUUUGCAGUUCUGCGGUGCGCGGAGGACUCCGACUACGUGAAGAAGAGAUACGGCGGGUAUUUCGGAGUGUUCGUCGGAAUGCUGGCGGAGGAAGGCGAGAUCUGGGACGUGUACGCCGUGGCGGCGGGAGAAUUCCCCGCCGACGACGAGAUUGCUGGUUACGACGGCUUCGUCGUCACCGGAAGCUGCAGCGACGCCCACGGCGACGAUAUCUGGAUCUGCAACCUGUUGAAUCUCCUCAAGAAGUUGGACACCUUGAAAAAAAGAGUUCUCGGCGUUUGCUUCGGCCACCAGAUACUGGGGCGUGCAGUGGGGGGAAAGACAGGAAGGGCGGCGUCAGGGUGGGACAUUGGAGUGAGAUGCGUUCAUCUAACUCCGGCGGCAGCAAAGUUGUUCCCAUCUCUUAAACUGCAGCAGCAGCAGGCCAACAAGAUGGUACUGUCCGUAAUCGAAUGCCACCAAGAUGAGGUGUGGGAGCUUCCCCCAAAAGCAGAGGUAAUAGGGUGGUCGAACAAGACACGCAUUGAGAUGUUCAGGUGUGGGGAUCACCUGAUGGGCAUUCAGGGCCACCCUGAGUACAACCCCGACAUUCUUCUCCACCUCAUUCACCGUCUUCUCCACCGCAAUCUCAUCUCGGAGGCUUGUGCUGAGGAGGCCAGGGCCAAUUUGGAGGCUUGGGAGCCAAAUGGGGAGGAGACACUCAAGAAGCUCUGCAUCAGCUUUCUCAAGGGUAGGCUAUGAUCAUCACCAUUAAUAAGCUUUUUAAAAUAAAAUUCAAUAAAGAUCGUCCGAUUUUGAACCUA